AUGCAAACAGAAUCUAAAAUAAAAUCAAUUCCCUGUUUUAAACAUGAAGGAUCCUUUAUACUUUUCAUCAAUAUAGGAAAAUAAAACACAGAAUUUGUUUGUGAUGAAUGUUGUGUGGAUUUAAAAGCAUUAAAUUCAGAUUAAGAAUUAAUUCAUAUUAAAAAUGUAUAAUCUCUUAAUAUACUAAAUAAGGCUUUAAGGUCACCUGAAUUUUUUAUAUCUAAAUUGAAUAUUUCAUCACCUCUAAAAGAGUAUUUAAUUAAAUUAGAUAAAUGUAAUGAAUAAGCCAUGAAAAGUAUUCUCAAGGAUUUUGAAACUAAAAUAACUGAUAUAUAGGAAAUCCUUAAGGGAGUUUAUUAAGAAUUAAAAUGCCAUGUAGAAAGUAUUUUAAAUAAGAAAUAGAAAAUUAGAGAAGAAUUAUAAAAAGUAAAUUAUUAUAACAAAAUUAGAUUAUCCAAUUUGAUAAAUUUACAUAAUUUGCAAUCAAUUUUAUAUAAUUAGGUGAUUAAAUUAAUUAAGAAGCUAUUGAAUAAAAUGAACAAAUUCUACAUGAAUAUUUAAAAGAUCUUACAAAAAAUAAUUGUUAAGAAUUGAAUUAAAAAUUGAUUGAGAUGUUAGAUCGAAUAAAAAGAGAACCAAGAGAUCCAAAAGAAGAAUAAUAUCCUUAAUAUAGAAAAUUAGAAGAAUAGUUUAAAUAAUUAAAUGCUAAGUAGAUAGAAUUUGCAAAAUAAAUUAGUUUAAUAAACUUUGGAUAAUUUACUAUAAUAUAUGAUUCAAAGUUCGUUUCUAAUUAAUAAUCAUAAAAGAUAAUUAAUAUCAUUUAAUCUAAAUUGAAUAAAAAAGUAACAAACUUUUCAUAAAUAUAUUUGGAAACUAGAGAUGGAUUAAAUGGAUAAGCUUUUUGGAAUAAAGUAAAUGGGAAAUCGAAUUUAUUAAUGAUAUUCAAAUCUAAAAGUGGAUAUAUUUUUGGUGGGUUUUCUCCUUGUUAAUGGAAUUAAAAUUUGAAUAAUUAUGUUUAAGAUAAUACAAUGUCAUCAUUUUUAUUUUCUUAGACUCAUGAUUAAAUAUAUCCUUUAAAAGAUGCAAACAAAUAGAAUGCUAUUUAUUGUCAUUAAUCAUAUGUACCUUAUUUUGGGAGUGGUGAUAUAUAUAUUGCAGCAGAUUUUCAGAAUGGUUCUUCUAAUUUGGGAAAUUCAUAUUAAUGUGAUUAAUAUUAGAUUACUAAUAAAAACACUCAUUUAUUUGGUUAAACAACUCCAAAUAUAGUGGAAUGCGAGAUUUAUCAAGUAAUACUUACUUGAAU
Messenger RNA from Paramecium pentaurelia, 1303 nucleotides. NCBI's taxonomy places the organism in Eukaryota, Ciliophora, Oligohymenophorea, Peniculida, Parameciidae. The record is from the annotation of a GenBank genome assembly.